GUCAUUUCAGUAGGCGGCAAUGCAUUUGAGGUUAAUCUGAGGUUCUGUUUUUAGAAUCUGUUGAACUUUCGAUGAAGGAAGUACAAAACCGAUCACAGGAUUCCGAAAUCGAAUCAGAGGAAGAAGAUGGAGAUGAAGAAACGCAGCAAGAACAGCAAAAUCCCCAAUGUCAAGAUCAAGAACUAUGUUUGCUCCAAUUUCUGGACUCGACGGAUGAUUAUCUGAAUCUCCUAGAUGCAUUGUCCGCAACAUUACGCCAGGGAUGGUUUGAGUUGGCGAGCGCAAGACAUUCUAUGGGUACUUCUCGCAUAAGCACUGCAUUACUGGACAUGAAAAACCAUUCUGCCGCUACAUCGCUGAGGGUGGACGAACGAGAUGAUGGCUCUGUAGGAAUGCAGCCAUUCAUUAACUUGAGGAAAUGGACAUCCUCUGAAGGUGGAGACAGUUUGGGGGAAGAAAAAUACAAUGACAAAUUGCAAAGGGAAUCUGGUAGUCCGCAGCUACGGCAACGCAACGUUUCUGAUCUUUCCGAUAAUCUGGGGAAAAGUUCUUUAAAGAAAGAAGAUGCUCUCAUCGUUGAUGAUCAGGUACAAAAGGAACGAUCACGGACACUUUCAACCUUCGGAACUCUAGUUUCCCCAAAGCUUCGAUUAGCACAACUUUCAUUUGAAAACGCACUUGAACUUAUAGUUGAAAUUGCAAAUAAGCGUAUUGCAAUGUUAUCUUCCUUUGAUGAAGUCAAGAAAGGAUCGGAAGACACAUCUUCCUUCAAACAAGUGAAGGAAGAAUUGGAAGACACCAAAGUAUGAACCAAUCAUUUGUUUCCCUUCUGGUAAAUUUUGUUGUAAUUUCCUCAAAGUUUGCUAUGACAGUAGGUGGGAUGGGAUGGGAUGCCUAUAGUCCAAAUUAACGGACUUGUUUAGUUUUUUAUUGUCAAUCUCCUUCACAAGCGUGUCACGCGUAAUAUAUAAACUUUGUAUUCUUCAAAGUCACCACAAAUAAAUUCAUUUAUACGACUGAAUUUUGAGUCGUUUGUUA
Messenger RNA from Cucumis sativus (cucumber), 1038 nucleotides. RefSeq names its product coiled-coil domain-containing protein 115. The record is from RefSeq and is a predicted model, not a curated record. Bases 72 to 809 code for a protein of 245 amino acids. Gene Ontology annotation, biological process: vacuolar proton-transporting V-type ATPase complex assembly. Lineage: Eukaryota; Viridiplantae; Streptophyta; Magnoliopsida; Cucurbitales; Cucurbitaceae. Gene Ontology annotation, cellular component: extrinsic component of endoplasmic reticulum membrane. The transcript has 6 exons.